Cicer arietinum (chickpea) is the source of this 1103-nucleotide messenger RNA. RefSeq lists its product as uncharacterized. Gene Ontology annotation, biological process: RNA catabolic process. Gene Ontology annotation, cellular component: ribonuclease H2 complex. The record is from RefSeq and is a predicted model, not a curated record. Lineage: Eukaryota; Viridiplantae; Streptophyta; Magnoliopsida; Fabales; Fabaceae.
GAGUUUGGAAAUGUUUGAUUUGGGAUUUUGGAGCGAAGAAAGGAUAAACGAGAGAAAUGGAAAAGGGCGGGGCGGCAAGGAUAGACCUAAAGCGAGAAGCGAGGGAGGAUCUGAGCGGGCAUGUUCAUCUACUUCCCUGUUGCAUCAAACACGAUGGUCCCACCCAAGUUUCUCACUAUUUCAAACCUAAGCCCACAGGCGUCGUCGGUGAAGAAGACGGUUUACCACUACAGCAAUCACAUUUUAGAGGCAGGUUGCUCCAAGGAACUACUCUCCCUCUUCCUCACGGUUACUCUGGUUUUGUCCUGGGAAAGAAAACUCCGCGUAAUAAAUCCGAUGAAAACUCUAAUUCUUGGGAGACGAACGCUACGUUUCAAGAUAUUACGUAUUGGAACCACGACUACGCUCCUUCGCAGAAUGAUGAUUUCAUCCGUGCUUUCCAUUGGCUCACCGUUGCAAAUGCUCUGCAUAGUCCUGUGACACCUGAGGAGUUAGAGUCAUCAUCUUUCACACUCUAGAGGGACAAUUACACUCCUUACAAAAUGCUGAAGCCGACAAGCCGCCGUCGUAUUUUCAGUUUAUUUAUUCCUGUAAUUUUUUGUGCUUUUGUUGUAUGUUGUCUUCAACUGUCCCCAUGUAUUUCCCAUUUUAUACUAUCCUAUUUGUUUUUCACUAUGUGAAAACAAUUUGUAUCUUAUCAUAGAUGGAAAACUUGCUGUCUCUAAUAGCACAUCAUGUCUAGUCUCUAUCUACUGAAGGAGGAGGAUAACUUGCAGUAUGCAGGCCUAUCACUAUCAGAAUCAUACAUAAUUGUGGAGGCACGGUGAAGACGAGCUCAAAGACCUCAAAGCUUUUAUAGAUGAUGAUUGGUUUCUUGAAGAGUGUUCUCUUGUUUUCUUCGUUAAAUUAAUAGUGACUCUUAACUUAUUUUUUCUUUUUUAGUUGGAAAGGCACAUGUUAACUAUGUUAUACUGUAUUACUACCAACUUAACUAUUGUGUUUGUGCAAUGGAGUGAGGGGUGGUUCUGACCGCAUGAGAAUUGACGGGGCCUCAAUACUUUAAAACUUAAUUUUUCCAAUGACUGCAUCCACAUUACAAUGGA